Molecule: messenger RNA, 4138 nt
Organism: Pocillopora meandrina
Lineage: Eukaryota; Metazoa; Cnidaria; Anthozoa; Scleractinia; Pocilloporidae
Source: the annotation of a GenBank genome assembly
AAGGGCAGGAUCUCAACAAAGGCAUUGAUCUGUCUUACAGCGAAGUCCGGGCUCAGAUGGCAUUCCUGUUGAGGUUUUACCGUAAGCGAAAUCAGCGCUCUCUAACCACCUGCUCCUACGCCGGUGCUGGGAGUGGGUAUGAGUAUGGGCUGGGCUGGGUUGCUUAACCUUGCACGCACAAGAACCAAAAUCAAAGUGUAGUGAGUCGUGGGCCGGGUUGUUCAAAGCUGGGUUAAGAUAACCCAGGGUUAGUUUGAAAUCUGAUUUGAAAUCUGAAAGCUUUAAAAGAAAAUUAAUUAUAAUGUUAUUUGUGUUCAAUUUUAAGAUAGGAUGCCCUAAAAAGAACAGAGAAAAUUAUCCAAAAGGGCAUUUGAACAAAGUAAUAAAGAUAGCUAGAUUAAAAUUGAGCCCUGGCUGGGUUCGUGCUAAUCGGCCUUGUAACAGCUUUGCCGCUCUGACGUCCCACAUUUAGGUGGGCCUUUAGUUUCCAUCAUUUCCAUUACUCCUGCGUUUUGACUUUUUCUACGAAUAAAAUUCGCCUUUAGCUACCUUGAACUUAACCCAGUCGCUUGUUAAUUCCUUUUAAAACAACCUGCAUUUUAUUACUUAUUUUUCACACGCAGGCAAAGUCUAGAUGGGCAACAACCAAUCAAGGAGCCCUCUUUGAAAUAUUAUUGUUUUCUCUUGUUCAGUGUAUCUUCACUUAUUCGAGAUCGCAUUAUAUCUUUGGUUAUGGUCUAGUAGAGGUACAACAGAGUUUCAAUUUGCUUUUCGUAGUAAAAUUACGCGGAAUUUUUUUUUAGGCAACUUAUUAUAGACGAAUAAUUUUGAUUUUCUCUAUGUUCGAGGGACGGCGGUAAGCAUUUCUUUUGCAACCGUUAUUUGGUCUCGUCACGCAACGCACUCUCUCUCCAACGGGAAAUGGAGGGCGUUGGCUGACGAGACUAAACAACAGCGGCGAAGUAGACAACAGUAAGCGUGGCACCGAUUUCAUUUUUACUUAGAAAUAUUUAGGUAAUAGACCACAAAAUAUUUGUGUGAGUUCAGAUAAAUUAGGUUUUUUCUGUCUUUCUCUUAAGGUGAAGUGAUGCGAUAUUUUCGUUCUUUUGAAAGUUAUGCUCUUUUCAGUUGCAAAACUGAAAACAUUAAGUAUACAAACUGUCGCCUCUCAACCCACACAGCAAAAAAAUUAACUUUUGCAUGCUACGCAUGCCUAUGUUCUAAUUUGUGUCAACUUACUUGUUUCGAAUCAGUUAUUUCAGUUUUUUUUUGGUUUAUACAUAUUUCCAAUCGAGAUUGUAUGUACCAUCCGAUUCUAAAAUUUUGUAUGUUUAUACUACUAUACUUGUAUAUUUUCACUAAAAGCUCCUGGAUUAAAUGUCCUCUGCGGCGAUAAAACCAUGACCAUUGUCAUCCCAAAGACCCUCCUCCGUGGUCUUGAUUUAAAGAAUCUUCGACUCCUGGACACCAAAUGUAAAGGCAAAGAAGGACGGACCCACCUUAGCGUUACAACAUCAUUGACGGGCUGUAAAACUGUCAGCAGGUAUACACCCACAGCUAUCAUCUACUCCAACACACUGAAAAUACCCGUGGCCGCUAAAAGUGCUGUAACACGCGUACAUGACAUAAAAGUGCAGUUCAGCUGCUAUUACUCAGCGCAUGGUAUAGUUUCAUCGCUUGGUUGGACGCCAAUUAAAACAACACUUGAGCUUCGAGAAAAGGCCAAAGGGAACUUGACACUGUCGUUGAGAAUGUUUCACAACAAGGCAUUUGUGAAUUCUUACACGAAAGUUGAUUUCCCUGUUGCUGUGGAGCUGCAUAGACGAUUGUACUUUGAGGUAUCCGUGGCAACAGAUGACAAAAAGCUGUCAGUCAGGGCUGAUCGAUGUUAUGCCACGCCCACCCGGGAUCAAAAGAAUUCUCUGAAAUAUGAGUUUAUAAAGAAAGGGUAUGUUUAGUAAUAAAUUUUUUGGACACUUAAUUUCUACUCCUUUUGAAAAAUUACUCUUGGUUUAUUUUGCGGUCACUUGAGACGUUUUCCUAAGCAACUAAUAGUUAGUUACAAGUAAGUAAAAUUGGAAACACUUCGCAAUCUUGAAUUCCAUGAUGAUCAACAUAAGUUAAAAAAAAAAAACUUUUGUUAAGGAUAUUCUUAGGCAUAGUUUCACCUUCAUCAAGGAAAUUUGCUUUACUUUAGCUGCCCAAGUGACGUAACGGUGAAAUAUCAUUCAUCGCCUUCUUCUCGUGCUCAGCGGUUCAGCGUGGAAGCCUUUAAGUUCAUUAGUGCUCAUCCCUUUGUUUUCGUCCACUGCCAAGUGACUGUAUGCAAUGCAACCAACCCAGGUUCCAAAUGCUCGAUGAAAUGUCCUUCAAGUGGCCGAGGGAAACGUGAGCUGAGUGAUAACGUGACUUACGACGUGUACUCUUUAGUCCAGGGACCCCUGCACCUGACGCACGAGAAAAGAAAGGAGAACCGCAGGAGAAUACUGGGUGAGACUGGUACGUAGAUGAGCUGUUUCCGGGGACACAUAUUAGGGAUGCAUCCUGAGGAUAAAUUCUACCCCCGGCCCCCAGUACCCCAUGGACCCCUCUCUGAUGACUUUCCCCAUUCCCAAAAUGAUUCACCCUUCUUUGUUUGUAUAUUUUUUCCCGACCUAAUUACAAACUUAUUGUUACGACAUCUUAAACCAGCAUGGUACAGUAUGACGCUUCGCAAGUGAGGAUUUUUCAACUUUGCAGUGAAAUUUCUUUGGAAUUAAGUCUAAAUUCCCCCUUUUCUGUGACAUCCCUAGGUUCCAGUCCUCACAUUCCGGAGGCUCUGUCCGCUGACAAUCAUCACAAGUAGCUUCAAACUCAUUUACACUUGGACUUGACCUGGACUUGAACCACUGAAGGAUGUUUGAGCUGGAUAUUCGUGUAAAGGGUGUUUCACAAGUUCGUGCUCAUUUUUCUAAAAGGUUAAAUCUUACUUAUUUUCGCAUUCUGGAAGCCGUAUCUUUAAAACAAUUACCUGAAUUUACUUACUUUUACAGAAAUAAUUUCUGUGGUGGCGAACCGACCAUUAAAAAGCACUCGCUUUUCACGUAAUUGUUUUUUUUCUUUUUUGUAAUUUUUAUAUUAUUACUUCAAGGUAACUGAAGAAACGUAUUUGUGCUAAAUCCUGUUAUCCUUCUACUUCUCUAGCUCAAGCAUACCUCUUAUUUUAAGACGCUGAAUAAUCUCAAAAACUGACGAAAAAAAUAUGCGGAACAACAUCAACAGCAAACAAAUGUAACUUACAAACAGUUUUGAUAUUUAAGUUCGGUUUUUGAGAUUACUCACUGAUCUAACUCAAACAGGACUGUCGAAAAGAUUUGAUUUAUGUAAGGGUGCCUGCGCCUAUAUUUUUCAGUUCUCCUUUUGUAGUACGGGAUGACAGAACUGGCUCUUCAAUCAGCUGUUAGUCGAAAAGGGAUUGUGACUAAAAGGAUUUUUAAACCCGUCUUUAGAGGAGCUAAGAUGGUUUAAAUACUUUUCUCUUUUAACGUUAAAAGGCGCGUUACAAGAGACGAUAACCACUGAAUGCUAGUUUGCCGAGUUAUAGAAAAACUCAGAAGCACUUUUCUAGGAAAUGAAGAUGGUUUAGGAUUGGCCAUCCUUAGAAGUAUUGCAGGUGAUCAAGUUAAGAAUUAAUAGUAUGACAUCUUACUAAUGAGCCAGCAGCUUUAAACGUUAAUGAUGCCGCAUAUAGUACUGUGAUGGGACGGCAAGCAGAAGGUUACUGGACACGAAGAUUUAGAACUUUCCUAUUAAGGCGCUAGCACAAGACAAUAAUCCAAGAUUGAUUGAAGCUUCUGUUUUUGCCAGUCUUUGAAAAUUGAAAAAUAACUGCAUUAAGCUUUUGAGGUACGGGAUAUUGAAUCGAGGUUUUAAGUUUUACGGUAGUGAUGAAGAGUUAAUAAGGAACAUCAGCUGGUUGACAGAGCCUUUUUCUCAAGUUUAAUAUUUUAUUUUAAAGAAAUGGUGAAGGGAAAUGAUGUGGGUACUAACUUACACAUAAAAACAGACAUAGUGCUCUUACAUACACGAGUGAUUGGAUGUUACGAGAGCAUAAGGUUGACCAUAAUGGAUAAGAUGUUUUCAUCCCGGAAAUUCUCUG